GGAAGAUACCGGGGGAUGAGUAACUCUAUUACCCUUCGAUGCCACACGAGUCUUACCAAGCCUGAAUAAUGAUGACAAUCAUCAGAGGGUCCUACCUCAUACGGGAAUGAACGAGCAGACCCCGCAAGGGGGGCUAGCCUGGAUGGGAAUGGGUGAGCAGUCAGUUGGGAUAGAAAGACGAGCAAGACGGACGACUACGGAGAAGAAAGAUGGCAUCAAGUCAUGCGCUGCUCAGGCCUCGGCAAUAGACUUCUCUGUGGCAGGUCCAAGCAUCCUCACUCGCCUCGGAAUCCCUUCCGGUGCGAGAAAUGGGCUCACUCCAGCACAGCAUACGUUCAGCAUACAUGAGGUAGGGACAACAGGUCAUACAUCAUCCUCCGGUUGCCUUCUGCAGUGCAGCCAGCAAAAAGCAAUGGACCCAGUGGUCUGGUCCGAAUUCCCGGCUGCAGGAUUGCAGAAUGUCCCGGAGAGGGUCAUUCUAGGCUCCUGGCGAGGGAUUGACAUUCUUCAGACCUGUCAUGGGCUGAGCAAUCCCAAGGUCCCAUCUCGAAUUAUCUGUGGACUAUUACACUCGGCCGUUACUGCUAACGGUCGUUUUUAGUUGGAUUAGCGGCGUACGCGACCAGUGUGCGUGGUCCAAGUGGCCGGGCCUGACCCACUGCGAGCGAUGACAAUGACACCAGAG
Molecule: messenger RNA, 685 nt
Organism: Aspergillus welwitschiae
Lineage: Eukaryota; Fungi; Ascomycota; Eurotiomycetes; Eurotiales; Aspergillaceae
Exons: 1
Coding region: 107-601 (164 amino acids)
Source: RefSeq, a predicted model, not a curated record